Trametes versicolor FP-101664 SS1 is the source of this 1122-nucleotide messenger RNA. RefSeq lists its product as uncharacterized. The transcript has 21 exons. The coding region runs from base 1 to 1122 and encodes 373 amino acids. Lineage: Eukaryota; Fungi; Basidiomycota; Agaricomycetes; Polyporales; Polyporaceae. The record is from RefSeq and is a predicted model, not a curated record.
AUGGCCGCCACAUCUCCACGCUUAUCCGCUACUGAUACCCCCGGGGUACAGCCUGAAAGCUUCACGUCGGAUUUUGAUGAGACCUUCGGUGCCCUGCUUAUCGGUGCCUAUGUAGGCCUCGCCCUCUUCGGCCUCAAUGUCUAUCAGACCCUGCGAUAUUUACGGAUGUACACGAAGGACGUUCGGCGUCUGAAAGUGACCGUCAUCACUGUGUUCUUGAUAGAUACUCUACACUCCGCUUUCUACAUUCAUGUAUGUUAUCAUUAUCUCGUCACCGGCCAAUCAAACCAUGUACUCUUGGACGACGGCCUUUGGUCUGUUCGACUUAACACUCCCCUAACAUCUAUUAUUGUAAUCGUUGUGCAAACAUUCUACGCAAGGCGUAUCUAUGCCAUGGGGCCACAGUACAAGGUUCCUGUAUUCAUAGUUGUAGCGCUCAUGCUGGGCGAAGCAAUUUCAGUAAUGUUCACGAUUGUUGAUACGUUGCGUGGCUCCUGCAUGCUCGUCAUCCGCCUCGGCUCAACGACCGUUUUCACAGUUUUACCAUCCCUACGUUCUCCCGCUGGCAAAGCCAUGUCGUGCUGGCUUACGGCUAUCCCAUACGGAUUCUCCCUAGCAGCGGACGUUAUACUCACGAGCACGCUGAUCAUCAUGCUGCACCGGAGUCGGACGGGGAUGAGACGUACGGACUCGCUCUUAAAUGUUUUGAUAGUGUACACGAUCAACACAGGGCUUCUGACAAGUACCCUUAGCAUCCUAUGUGUUGUAUUCGCGACUGAGCCGCAAAAGUUCUACUACAUCGCCCUCAAUAUGCCCAUUACCAAGUCGUACGCCAUUUCCAUGCUCGCAGUCCUGAACUCGAGACGCGCUCUCGCGGAGCGUGCGCGGGACAUUCAAGACCUCGGCACCUUCGGGAUGACGAUACCAAGCAUCACUACCGCCAACAUUGCGUUCGACCGACGACGGCUGUCGUUUAAUCAUGGACUCUCGACACAGGAAACCGCGUUUCAUGACGACACCACCCUGGAUCUGUCUGAGCUCGCCCAUGCCGAGUACAGCGGUGCUAACAAGCUUGUCGAUGGAAAAGAAGUAGGGAUGGGACCAGGGGUUUCCAGCGCAUGA